Molecule: messenger RNA, 924 nt
Organism: Glossina fuscipes
Lineage: Eukaryota; Metazoa; Arthropoda; Insecta; Diptera; Glossinidae
Product: polyadenylate-binding protein-interacting protein 2-like
Exons: 2
Coding region: 100-480 (126 amino acids)
Biological process (GO): negative regulation of translational initiation
Cellular component (GO): cytoplasm
Molecular function (GO): mRNA regulatory element binding translation repressor activity
Source: RefSeq, a predicted model, not a curated record
ACAAAAAAGUUCGAAUAAAAUAAAAAAUUCAUAUAUAAAAAUUCUUUUCGCUUCAGUUUAUUAAUAACGCAACUUAAACAAGAAUUUUCACUCUUUAAAAUGAUUAUGAAAGCUCCUUCAAGCGAUUGGUGUGACCAAUUCGAACAAUAUGUAGUGGAAGACGAAUCUGAUAAUGAUUUAGAUGAUGAACAAGAUUUCUCUGAGUACUUAUGGAUGGAAAACGAAGAAGAGUUCGACAAAAUAGAAUUACAGCGUCUUGAAGAAGAGGAAUUGAUGAAAGAGCGCAUAGACGCCAUGUUGGAAGACGAAUUGGAAACACAACUAUGUGAGUGGCAGAAAGCCAGGAAUGAUAAACUGAAUGCGGCACUCUCUUCAAUUUCAGUUACUAGUAGAAACACACUGGCCGUCAAUUCGUUGCUGAAUCCUUCGGCUGACGAGUUUAUUCCUCGCAGCCGUUUAUUUAUAGAUCUGGGAACAUAGUAAUUCGAUCUAGGUUUUCCUCUGUAUCUUCAGAGAAUGUCCUCUUCAAAACUCUAAAAUGAUUAUAUGACCUGCUUGUUGCCAUUUUCCCAAGUAGUAAUGUCAAUUCUAAUAAAAUCUGGAGUAUAUUUAUACAAACAUUUCAGGACAACAAGCUUCAUAAAAACAAACUUAAAAAAAUUGUUUUCCAGACAUAUUUUUAAAAUUAUCUCAGUUUAACUGUGUAUGUAUGUAUUUUAAGAUUUGUUAACAAAUAAUAAGUGACAAGAGUGUCCAUGUUCAUUGGUCUCUUAUAGGCAAAUGUGGUUACUCUCUGUGUGAUUUCUUUUAAUCCUUUAAUGUGAUAUACGUAUUUAGAAUACAACUGUACUUGAUAAAUAUGUAAGUGUCAUUUCAUAGAGGGACGAUAAUUAGUCAUCUGAGCCUCUACUGUCUGACAAUGGA